Molecule: messenger RNA, 640 nt
Organism: Vavraia culicis subsp. floridensis
Lineage: Eukaryota; Fungi; Microsporidia; Pleistophoridae
Exons: 1
Coding region: 1-525 (174 amino acids)
Source: RefSeq, a predicted model, not a curated record
AUGCACCCCAUGCAUAAAAUAGAAGUAGAGGAACAGAUCAUCGACAAGCUCGAGGAGAUCGACCAAACAUUCUCAUCGAUAAACAAGGUCCUAAAAGAAAUCAACCACAAGAUAGAACAGCUCUCGCACACCAAUACCAAGAUUUUGGAGCAUUCUCAGCCAUGGUUGAACUUCUUCAACAUUACUGGUGAGCAGCCGGUCACGGACAGCGUGGAGCACACCAAUGAGCUUACAAGCAGCGGUACCUACGAGCUACCAGCACACAAAUACGACGUGUCCGUUGAUGAUGCGCUGCAUUCUCUCAAUAUGGAGCAAUUGCCGGAGGCGUUUUCAAGCGAGCACGUGCAAAUGAUUUAUGGGUAUGUGGAGCAUAGGGGGCAGGUCGGAUUGAAUGAUGUCUAUGAGGCUUUUAAGGAUGUGGAGAUGGAGAGGAUGGAUAUUUUCAUUGAGAUGAUGAUACGUAAAAGGUUCUUGGGAUGUAGGGAUGGGGUGUUGUACACUAAGAGGAGGAGUGAUGGGCAUUAAGUGGUGUUACGUAAAUUGUAUAGGUGCAUGAGCUAGGGUAGAUGUGGGUAUGAGCAGAUGGUGGGUAUGAGCAGAUGUAGGUAUAAAAGUAGAGCAGAGGUAUAGGUAAGGAUAA